UAUAUAAUCGAUGCAGUAUGUUUUGAAAGCGCAAGUCAAACGCAUGGUCCUUUUAUAUGCGUCGCAAGCCGUCCUGAGACCAGUGUUACCCGCGAACCCGUUGCAUUUAUCUGUUUACGCACGUUUCCUUGUAUCGCAGCCGAUAUAUUAAACGAGGACCGCCAUGAGUUUGGUUAGACAGAAUUUCCACGCGGAAUGCGAGGCGGCGCUAAACAAGCAAAUCAAUUUGGAACUGUACGCGAGUCACGUCUACCUGUCCAUGGCUUAUUAUUUUGAUAGAAGUGAUGUCGCGUUACCGGGACUUCAUGUAUAUUUCAAAGGAUGCUCCGACGAGGAGAGAGAACAUGGCAUGAAGUUCUUGGCGUACCAAAACAAGAGAGGCGGAAAUAUCUCUUUGACAGAAAUCGUAGGCGCGCCGCAGAACGAUUGGGGUAGUGCUAAGGAGGCUAUGAUGGCAGCACUGGACCUUGAGAAGAAAGUAAAUCAGAGUCUUCUGGAUUUACACGCGCUGGCGUCGACGCACAACGAUCCGAACUUGGUGGACUUCCUUGAGACUGAGUUCCUACAAGAGCAAGUAGACUCGAUCAAAGAAAUCGCCUGUCACGUAACGAAUUUGGAAAGAGUUGCCGGAGGCCUGGGAGAGUACAUCUUUGACAAAGAGCUGAAAAGUUCAGGUCUUCAUGACAAUAAAUAAUCGAAUGCACGAAAGUCAAAAGAAGAAUUGUACAUUACAAGAAUAUAGAAAAAGCGGGUAUCCCAUUUAACACGUUCACUGCCGCGAAAAACUUUAGUGUUUUAUGUACCAUUUAUUCUUCUGUAGCAA
Molecule: messenger RNA, 823 nt
Organism: Nomia melanderi (Alkali bee)
Lineage: Eukaryota; Metazoa; Arthropoda; Insecta; Hymenoptera; Halictidae
Product: soma ferritin-like
Biological process (GO): iron ion transport; intracellular iron ion homeostasis
Cellular component (GO): cytoplasm
Molecular function (GO): ferric iron binding; ferrous iron binding
Source: RefSeq, a predicted model, not a curated record